Messenger RNA from Paramecium tetraurelia, 426 nucleotides. RefSeq lists its product as uncharacterized. The record is from RefSeq and is a predicted model, not a curated record. Lineage: Eukaryota; Ciliophora; Oligohymenophorea; Peniculida; Parameciidae. The transcript has 2 exons.
AUGAAAUUAAUAGAGUUUACACAUCAAGCUAUUCUAUUCCUCUAAUAACAAGAGAGAUUAAAAUGGAAUUCUUUCGCUAAGUUUUAUUUGAACAAUAUCAAUAAAUUUAGUUAUCGAUUAGAUAUAAUUGAUUAGUUCUACAAUAUAGAUGUUUUUUUGAUUUGGUAAUUGAUAAUUAUUCAUUAAAGAUCUAUGAUAAACAAGAAACAAGAUGAAGUAGUAUCAAUUGAAGAUUUCAUUGAGCGUCUAUACUAAUUGUGGGUCUAUCAUCCAAGGUGUUUAAUAAAACCAUAAUAAGAAUUGCAAUUGACUUAGUCGAAUUCCCCUAUGGCUAAAAAAUCAUAAGCACAAUUAUCUUAAUAAAAAUAAAGUCCUCAAAUUAGAAAACAAGGGACUAUGCUAUCCGAAACCUCUCGGAAGAAAUGA